UUUCAAAUGUUUUUAAUCAACAGCUGGUUACUACUCAUUGGUUCUGUGUCAGCCUUCUAUAAAUGACUUUACUCUCACAACCUUUUUCAGAACCUUCAACCCUACUCGCACUCCAUCAAGCUCCUGGUUGUUUCUCCAUUACCCAGAGAAAAAAAAGAAGCCGCAGUUUUAGAGAAAAAAACAUAAAUGGAAGGCAAAGAAGAGGAUGUUAAGUUGGGAGCCAACAAGUACUCAGAGAGGCAACCUAUAGGGACAUCAGCACAGACAGACAAGGACUACAAGGAGCCACCACCAGCUCCACUGUUUGAGUCUGGUGAGCUCCGGUCAUGGUCUUUUUGGAGAGCUGGGAUUGCUGAGUUUGUAGCAACUUUCUUGUUCCUUUACAUCACAGUCUUGACUGUCAUGGGUGUUAAGAGGGCACCUUCUAAGUGUGCCAGCGUUGGUAUCCAAGGCAUUGCAUGGGCCUUUGGUGGCAUGAUCUUUGCCCUUGUUUACUGCACUGCUGGUAUCUCAGGGGGACACAUCAACCCAGCUGUGACGUUUGGUCUCUUCUUGGGGAGGAAGCUCUCUUUGAGCAGAGCCAUUUUCUACAUUGUAAUGCAAUGCCUUGGCGCAAUAUGUGGUGCUGGGGUUGUGAAAGGAUUCCAGCCAUCAAGGUAUGAGGUGUUGGGUGGUGGAGCCAACGUCGUGAACCAUGGUUAUACCAAGGGGGAUGGCCUCGGAGCUGAGAUUGUUGGUACAUUUGUGCUUGUUUACACUGUUUUCUCAGCAACUGAUGCCAAGAGAAAUGCCAGAGACUCUCAUGUCCCUAUAUUGGCACCACUGCCUAUUGGCUUUGCGGUGUUCUUGGUUCACUUGGCAACCAUCCCCAUCACAGGAACAGGCAUUAAUCCUGCCAGGAGCCUUGGAGCAGCCAUCAUCUAUAAUAGGGACCAUGCUUGGGAUGACCAUUGGAUCUUCUGGGUUGGACCCUUCAUUGGGGCUGCACUCGCUGCAUUAUACCACCAAAUUGUCAUCCGAGCGAUCCCAUUCAAGGCCAGAGCUUGAAACAAUGGUUUUUACUCAUUAUCCAGUACUAUGUGUUUAAAUUUUAAUGGUAUGUAUUUUGACCUUAUUGUGGUAUUUAGAUUGAAGUUGGGGAAAGGAUCGUCAUGUGUAUAAAGUUGCUUGGCUUGCUACUAUAAGCAACUUUUCUCUUUCUUUAUCACUUCAACCUGCUUUCUGUUAACCUCCCUCUGGCCAAACCUUUGCAUCCGUACAUGAACCUAUUUUACUGGUGAAGUUAUUGGUCCCUUCCAUCAUGGGAAUUUAUUCA
Messenger RNA from Durio zibethinus, 1315 nucleotides. RefSeq names its product plasma membrane intrinsic protein 1B (gene PIP1B). The record is from RefSeq and is a predicted model, not a curated record. Gene Ontology annotation, molecular function: channel activity. Gene Ontology annotation, biological process: transmembrane transport. Gene Ontology annotation, cellular component: membrane. NCBI's taxonomy places the organism in Eukaryota, Viridiplantae, Streptophyta, Magnoliopsida, Malvales, Malvaceae.